Molecule: messenger RNA, 1809 nt
Organism: Penicillium chermesinum
Lineage: Eukaryota; Fungi; Ascomycota; Eurotiomycetes; Eurotiales; Aspergillaceae
Product: OSTA/TMEM184 family protein
Exons: 6
Coding region: 1-1809 (602 amino acids)
Biological process (GO): transport
Molecular function (GO): transporter activity
Source: RefSeq, a predicted model, not a curated record
AUGCAGUCUGCUGCACCGAAGACCUCCCCCGGCGGGGGCACAGGCUCCAGCUUAGCUCGAGCGAUCAUUAUCGUCGCCGGUGUAUCAGCUCUGGUGGCAUCGCUAUUAUCUUUCAUAAAGAACUAUCGAAAGCCAUUACUGCAAAGAUAUGUCGUGCGCAUACUUCUGAUGGUGCCUAUCUUCGCCGCAGCGUCAUGGACGAGUACAAUCUCUCUCACGGCAGCGCAAUUUCUCGACCCUAUCCGUGAUAUAUAUGAGGCAUUUACUAUCUACACCUUCUUCCAGCUUCUUAUCAACUUCCUUGGUGGCGAAAGAGCGGUGAUCAUCAUGGCUCAUGGACGCCCACCUGUGUCUCAUGCCUGGCCACUUAGCCAUUGCCUACCGAAGAUUGAUAUCUCCGACCCACACACUUUUCUUGCUGUCAAACGGGGUAUUCUGCAAUAUGUUGUGCUGAAACCUAUCCUGGCAAUUACAUCCAUUGUGAUGAAAGCCACAGACACAUAUCACGAAGGUUAUCUCGAUCUCGGGUCAGGCUACCUGUGGUCUAGCAUUGUAUACAAUGCUAGCGUCACUCUCAGCCUCUAUUCGCUGGCGAUGUUCUGGGUGUGCCUGCAUGACGAUCUUCUCCCAUUCCGCCCCGUUCCCAAAUUUCUCUGUGUAAAACUGAUUAUCUUUGCGUCGUAUUGGCAAGGAUUCUUCCUGUCAAUCCUUCAAUGGCUGGGUGCUUUUGGGAACGGUGUUGGCGGAUAUACCCCUAACAACCUUGCUGCAGCAAUUCAAGACACAUUGCUCUGUUUCGAAAUGCCUUUCUUUGCUGUUGCACAUUGGUAUGCGUUCUCGUGGCAUGACUAUGCGGACCCUACCGUUUCUGCGGCGCGUCUCCCUGUGAAACAUGCACUGCGCGAUGCAUUUGGAGCUCGAGACCUGAUAGAGGAUGCUAAGAUGACCCUCCGGGGAGACAAUUACGACUACCGGCUGUUCGACUCGGGCGACAACAUCAUCGCUCAUGCAGAAUCUGGUUCCCGCGUUAAAAGAGUCAUGGAGGGCAUGCGUUACGAGCGUGGAGGAAAAGCCAAGUAUUGGAUUCCAAAGCCUGGCGAAAACGCGAAGCCGGGUGAAGCAGAUAGCCGUACCCCACUGCUUGCUGGCCGCGACUCUAGUGGCCGCAGAGGCAGCGAUCGCGGCAGUCGCACUCCCACGGACCGAUAUCAGACUAAUGGAGAAAUUGAAACAACGCUAGACGACGAGGAUGAGAGACUCUUCACGAAUGCGCGGGCCCUGGAGUUUGGGGACUGGAACUACCCGGUCAUCACAGCCAACGAAAUCCCGCGAGAUCAGCGGCUUCCCGUUACCAGGAGCUACCAAGCUUCCAACGCGGCCCCUCCUGGUGGGAAGGUGAAAAAGUCCCGCACGCACCGAAAAGGGAGAGCAUCGGGCAGCGACAGCGGGCGGAAUCAGAAGGCCAGCACCAACAAAUCGUCUACAUUGGCCGAUGAGCCUGGUACCUUGCAGCGCCACGCAAGCUCCACGAGUUCCCACAAGUCCCACCGAAGCCAGCUGGUCGAUCUUGUUGUGGAGGACCAAGGCAGGGAGGAACAAGCACGCCUCCAAACGCAGCGAGAAGUGGGCUCCGAUGCAACUGAGGCUGACCUCCGGCGCUUUUCGAGACCAAGCGGACAACCAAUCGAAGAGGAGGAGCCCGAGCCUCCGACCAGGGAAGACCCAGCCGAGGCGCCCCGUGAAGAUGGACCUGCCACUCGAUGGACCUACGGUGCCCUGGAGGAGGAUGAAAAUGUGUGGGGCCGGUAA